Messenger RNA from Prunus armeniaca (apricot), 2121 nucleotides. NCBI's taxonomy places the organism in Eukaryota, Viridiplantae, Streptophyta, Magnoliopsida, Rosales, Rosaceae. The record is from the annotation of a GenBank genome assembly.
AUGGCCUCAACAAGACCUUAUAAUUACUUACCCGGCCUCAUUAUCUACCAUAUCCUCCAACUUCUUCGCACAAAACUUGCAGCCCAGGCUAGCUUUGUUUCCAAGCAAUGGGCAGAGGCAUGGUCCUCGAUCCCGGUGUUCGAAUUCAAGGAGGGCGAUCCAUACAAUCAUGACGGAAAAUUCAGGCUCCGAAUGAGGUACCAGGGAGAUGCGAAAGUCCUAGAUGCAUGGUUGAGAUCUGCAGUUGAGAGAAGCGUGAAAGAGUUAGAUAUAAGCCUUCGAAACGUACCGACCGUCAAACCCUACUGCUUGCCCCAAACCCUUUUUGAUGCAAAGCUUUUAACCACUCUCAGUUUGGAGGAUGUGAGAAUAGAGGACAAUGCUGAUCAGCCUAUAUGCUUACCAUCUCUAAAAUCCAUGUCCUUCAAAAUGGUGGACUUCGAGGGCAUGGCACUUUCCAACCUAAUUUCAGGCUGCCCUUGGAUCGAGCAUUUGUCCUUAAAUUUAUGUGACCUCGGCUCCUGGACUUGGAAACUCAAAAUUUCAAGUUCGAGUCUCAAAUCCUUUGAAAUUUUCGAUUGCUAUUCUCGCCACAUUGAAGUUGAAGCCAAGAAUCUUGAGUCUUUUAAAUUUGAUUCAGACUUUGAAUUGCUUGAGAGCAUGGCAUUGUUUGAUUGCACCAACUUGAAAUGCAUUAACAUCUUCAGCCAGCACCUUCAACACCUCAUAUUAUAUGCAUUGUGCCAAAACAGUGUCGAGGCAACAAUUAACACUCCAAAUUUAAAUUCUUUUGAUUUUAGUGGAUAUUUGAUGGCUAACGUUUCCAUGGCCCCAUUGAAAGAUUUGUCGGAUGCAACACUCAUACUUUUGGAUCACAUCAGAGGACCCACCUUCAGCUUGCCAUUGAAUCAUUUUUCUACUUUGAGAGACUAUCUUGAACACUUUGAUUGCUCCAAAAAAUUGAAACUGUACAUUCAUGAUGCUGAGGGUGUCAUGUUUCCAGAAGAUUUUAGAGAGGCCUUCCCUUCACCAUUACCAAAUCUCAAGCAUCUCAACAUAGUCAUGAAUUCCGCAGUAGAAGGGAUAAAGUCUGCGUUGAUGGAGUCCUUGCAUUGGAUGGCACCCUCUACGGUAACCAAAAAAGGAGGAGGAAGAAGGAAGAGAGAGAACCCACCAGCAAUCGCCGUCGCACCCAUCGCCAUCGCCGUCGCACCCGUCGCCAUCGCCUUCGCCGUCGCACCCGUCGCACCCGUCGCCAUCGCCAUCUCAGAUUCAUUUGGUUGGUUAAUCUGUGAAGUCGGAAUUGUCGAAAUAUCAAUUUUAUGCCCUAAUAUUCUCAUCUGUUGUGGGCAAACCCAAUCCUAUUUAACUCAGAUAAUGAAAAUGAAGAAACCUCGAAGCACAAUCUCCACAUCAAGCAAAAUAAAGUUCGAAGAAUCCAAAUCUUCGUCUUCAUCCGAAGAUGAGGAGGAGAUAGAGCAGGAGCUGGCAGAUGUGACAUUUGGAGAACUGCAAAAGGCACGCUCAAACGGGUCACAUUUAUUGCACCCAAAGCCCAAAGAAGAGAAGAAGGGUGGCCGGGCGAACAAGAACCGGCCAAUGGAGGUUAGUUGCAAGAAGCCUGUUCCAAGAUUUCGAGAGAUCAUUCAAGGUUCCAAAAAGGUGGUACGUGACCCACGUUUUGAAUCUUUAUGUGGAACACUGGAUGUUGACGGGUUUAGGAAGAGAUAUGACUUUCUUUUUGCAAACGAGCUUCCUGCCGAGAGAGAGGAACUGCAGAAGCAAGUGAAAAAAUCCAAGGACCCAGAAGUCAUUGAAGAACUAAAGAAACACAUAUCUUGGAUCGAUAAACAGCUCAAAUCUGAGUCAGCCAAGCGCACUGAAGCUGCAAUACUGGCCGAGCACAAGCAAAAAGAGAGAGAAGCAGCAAAGCAAGGGAAGCAACCCUUUUUUCUUAAGAAAUCUGAGAUCCGAAAGAAACGACUUAUGGAAAAGUAUAAACAACUCAAGGGAUCUGGCAAGCUUGAAGCCUUCAUCGAGAAAAGGCGCAGGAAGAAUGCUGCAAAGGACCACAUAUACAUGCCAUACCGUAGGCCUGACAACACUGAGCAACAAAUUUAA